AUGGGCGGCGGCAAGGACCAACAACGAGGAUCGACGGCGGCAGGAUCAAUAGUAACCGGCAAUAACACAGGACGUCGACAGCAACCAAUUCACCCCUACCCCAAUUUAUAUUUUUGUAAUUUGAUGACGUAUAAUGUAUAUUAUUUUGCUACGUGUUCGCGCUUAACUCUCGCGUUAUGUUCAUUCGUUUUAGAAUAUAAGGACGAUACGAGCCGACGAACCGAGCUCAAGAAAUCGAAGGAGUCGACAGAUCGUACUCGCCAAAACGAAGUGAAGAAGGUACCCAAAAGCUGCAUUCGUUAA
Messenger RNA from Gongylonema pulchrum, 303 nucleotides. NCBI's taxonomy places the organism in Eukaryota, Metazoa, Nematoda, Chromadorea, Rhabditida, Gongylonematidae. The record is from the annotation of a GenBank genome assembly.